Messenger RNA from Calypte anna (Anna's hummingbird), 708 nucleotides. RefSeq names its product guanylate cyclase activator 1B (gene GUCA1B). Gene Ontology annotation, biological process: visual perception. The record is from RefSeq and is a predicted model, not a curated record. Gene Ontology annotation, cellular component: photoreceptor inner segment; cone photoreceptor outer segment. NCBI's taxonomy places the organism in Eukaryota, Metazoa, Chordata, Aves, Apodiformes, Trochilidae. Bases 1 to 597 code for a protein of 198 amino acids. Gene Ontology annotation, molecular function: calcium sensitive guanylate cyclase activator activity; calcium ion binding. The transcript is spliced from 4 exons.
AUGGGGCAGCAGUUCACCAAUGCUGAAGGGGAACCAACAGAAAUGGAUGUGGCUGAACUGCAGGAGUGGUACAAGAAAUUUGUGGUCGAAUGUCCCAGUGGGACCCUCUUCAUGCACGAGUUCAAGCAGUUCUUUGGGGUCCAGGAUAACCGCGAAGCCUCGGAGUACAUCGAAAACAUGUUCAGGGCUUUUGAUAAGAAUGGGGAUAACACCAUUGACUUUUUGGAAUACGUGGCUGCCUUGAAUCUGGUUUUACGUGGGAAGCUGGAGCACAAGCUGAGGUGGACAUUCAAAAUCUAUGACAAGGAUGGGAAUGGCUGCAUAGACAAACCUGAGCUGCUGGAAAUUGUGGAGGCUAUCUACAGGCUGAAGAAAGUCUGUCGGUCAGAGGUGGAGGAGAGGACUCCACUGCUCACCCCUGAGGAGGUGGUGGACAGGAUAUUUCAGCUGGUGGAUGAGAAUGGGGAUGGGCAGCUGUCUCUUGAUGAGUUUGUUGAUGGGGCCAGGAAGGACAAGUGGGUGAUGAAGAUGUUACAAAUGGAUGUAAACCCUGGGGGAUGGAUCUCAGAGCAGAGGAGGAAGAGUGCUUUGUUCUGAGAGAUUUGUGUUGGUGCAGCUGAAAAUGUGAUGCUGACUGUGAGAGUGGCUCUGACCCCAGUGGGCAGUGACUUUCCUUCUCAACACCAUCUCAGCACCUAGAUGAACACU